CUCACACCAGUACCACUCAUUCGCGAGUCGGCCCGCCGCGGUGCAAGCGUGCACAUCAUUAGACACCGAGCUUAAUAACCAAUUUUAAUUCAUUACAUCAUUAUUUUUUACUAUGGCCAAUAACCUGUGGUCGUGUGCUGUUCUAUUGUGUUUCCUCACCUUGACACUGGAAGUCAAAGAUGGAUUUGGCAUGGUCAAACCAGCAUCCAGGGCAUGCAUCGUCGGAGCUGGCUACUCAGGGCUGGCCACGGCCCGGUACAUGAAGGAUCAAGGGCUGAACUUCACGGUAUUUGAGGCCACUAAAUACGUGGGAGGCACCUGGAGAUUUGACCCCCAUGUCGGCACUGACGAGGAUGGUUUGCCUCUAUUCACCAGCCAGUAUAAAAAUUUGAGGAUCAAUACGCCACGGCUGACUAUGGAAUACACAGGAUUUCCCUUCCCCGAGGACACCCAGUCCUACCCCACGGGAGAAUGCUUCUAUAAGUACCUGAAGCUCUUCACCAAGGAGUUUGAUCUCUACCCAUAUAUUCAGUUCAGGAGCCUGGUGACUUCGAUAAAGUGGGCCGACGGUCAAUGGAACGUCACAUACACGAAGGUUGACACGAAGACCAACCACACGGAACAGUGCGACUUCGUAACCGUGGCCAAUGGGGAGUUCAGCUCCCCAGUUUGGCCCAACUUUGAUGGACAACAAGACUUUAAAGGAAAGAUGAUACACAGCCACGAUUACAAAGACCCGGAAGACUACAGGAAUCGUCGAGUGUUAUUAGUGGGUGCUGGUCCUUCAGGUCUGGACCUGGCCAUGCACUUGUCCAACGUCACUUCUAAACUGGUCCACAGCCACCACCUCAAGUACAACCAGCCCUACUUCUCUGAAACGUACGUGAAGAAGCCAGACAUCAGGAUGUUCACGUCCAAUGGAGUCGUGUUCCAAGAUAACAGCUUUGAAGAAGUUGAUGAUGUUAUCUUUUGUACAGGGUAUGACUUCACGCAUCCAUUCUUGGACAAGAGUGUGGGGAUCACAGCAACAGGCAAGUUCGUGCUGCCCCUCUACCAGCACACAAUCAACAUUCGCCACCCCACCCUGGCAUUUGUGGGGGUUUCUAAGAAAAUCCUCAAUAGCGUGUUAGAGGCGCAGGCUGAAUACGUAGCAGCAUUAGCAGCGGGCAAUUUCGAGCUGCCACCGCAGGAAUCAAUGCUCAAGAUCUGGCUCACACACGUGCUCACGCAAAAGGCACGAGGCAUGCGACUGGUGGACGUCAACGUCGUUGACAAUGAUGCGGAUGAUUACUUCGCCAACAUGACAGCCGAGGCUGGCAUCCGGCGGCGUCCUCCGGUACUGAGUGACAUUAGGCAGUUCAAUGCCAGGUACCGUCUGGAGGACUUGCUGAACUACCGCGACUUCGACUAUCAGAUAGUGGACGACCACAACUACAAGCGGUGGUAUAACCCGAGGAAGGGAAAUCCUUGCCCUUUUGAGGACUAAAUAAACUUGAUAUUUGUGGAACAGUCAAGUGAGAUUGUUUAUAUAGGGUGUCAUAGAAAUUGGGGACAACACUCCUGUCACAUAUUCUAAAUCGUGGUGACCAAAUUUUGUUCUAUGACUUUAAAAAAAUAUGCAUUGAUGUAUGUAUUUGAUUGUUGUUUAUGAUUCUAGUUAAAUAAUGACUGUUUCUGUGCUGCAGUGUGUGAUAGUAUUUUUUUCGUAUUUGACAGCAUAAUUCGUUAUGAAAAUUAAAUUGCUACUAAGUAGUGUGGUAGUAGGUAAAUAGGCACCAAGCUUUACUUAAUUCCGUCCUUAUGUUCGAAUAAU
Ostrinia furnacalis (Asian corn borer) is the source of this 1813-nucleotide messenger RNA. It is a transcript of the gene FMO1, whose product is annotated as flavin-dependent monooxygenase FMO1. Lineage: Eukaryota; Metazoa; Arthropoda; Insecta; Lepidoptera; Crambidae. The transcript has 8 exons. Bases 113 to 1486 code for a protein of 457 amino acids. Gene Ontology annotation, molecular function: NADP binding; flavin adenine dinucleotide binding; N,N-dimethylaniline monooxygenase activity. The record is from RefSeq and is a predicted model, not a curated record.